Messenger RNA from Pungitius pungitius (ninespine stickleback), 1720 nucleotides. Its product is annotated as tropomyosin alpha-4 chain-like. The record is from RefSeq and is a predicted model, not a curated record. Gene Ontology annotation, cellular component: actin filament. Lineage: Eukaryota; Metazoa; Chordata; Actinopteri; Perciformes; Gasterosteidae. Gene Ontology annotation, molecular function: actin filament binding. The transcript has 9 exons. Gene Ontology annotation, biological process: actin filament organization; muscle contraction. The coding region runs from base 333 to 1082 and encodes 249 amino acids.
UCUGGUGGAGGGAAUUUAACCCGGAAGCGGGUGUUGUCGUCGCUUGGGAGUUGGCUGGACGAGGAAGCGCCGAAUCGGAGAUUAAGGACCAGAACCAACACCGAGAAAGAGGCCUGAAAGUGCGACCAGAACCGGAACCAGAGCCCCGAGUCCACGUUCCGCUUCAGACCGACACCGAGCCGCAGCUUGUGUAGCUUCUCCCAGUUUAAAAGUGAGCCAACAGCCCCCUUAGCUUGCUAGCAGCUAGUUACCCUGCUAACGGGGAAGUGACUGGGACGGGUGAAGUCGGGCACAGGUGUGUUUUUUCCUGAGGACUAGGACAGAAGACAACCAUGAGUGGAGGACUAAACAGCAUCGAUGCUGUAAAGAAGAAGAUCAAAGUUCUGCAGGAGCAGGCGGAGGAGGCGGAUGACCGAGCCGCCAGACUGCAGAAGGAGGUGGAGAAGGAGAAGCGCAGCAGAGAGGAGGCGGAGGCGGAGGUGACGGCUCUCAGUCGCCGCCUGCAGCUCAGUGAGGACACUCUGGAGCGAGCCCAAGGGCAGCUGUCCUCCACCCUCCAUAAACUAGACGAGGUGGAGAAGUCAGCCGACGAGAGCGAGAGAGGUAUGAAGGUGAUCGAGAACAGAGCUCUGAAGGAUGAGGAGAAGAUGGAGCUGCUGGAGGUCCAGCUGAGAGAAGCCAAGCUGAUUGCUGAGGAGGCCGACCGCAAAUAUGAGGAGGUGGCUCGUAAACUGGUGAUGGUGGAAGGUGAACUGGAACGAGCUGAAAGCAGAGCUGAGCAGGGCGAGAGUAAGAGUCGCGUGUUGGAGGAGGAGUUGAAAACAGUCUUCACUGGUUCAAAGUCUCUGGAGGCCCAGGCUGAGAAGUACUCUCAUAAGGAGGACCGGUACGAAGAGGAGAUCAAGAACCUGAGCAACAAGCUGAAGGAGGCGGAGAUCAGAGCCGAAGCUGCAGAGCGUUCAGUGGCCAAACUGGAGCGAACCAUCGACGGGCUGGAGGAUGCUUUGUCUUCGGCCCGAAAUUCCAACAUGGAGCUUCAGGCAACCUUGAAUCAGACCAUGGAGGAGCUGAACUCCUGCUGAGUGUCCCCCCCCCCCACGACUCGGUGGCUAAAACAUUCCCAUCACGAGGACCCCCCCCCCCCCCCCCGUCACACACCCCCGGCCAUCUUAAUGAUUCCUGCUUUCACACAUUCCAGUGAUUCUUAAAGUCACGAUUUGUGUUGCUUUUCUGAAACCUUUUUCUGAAACCCCCCCCCCCCCCCCCCCCCCCGUUGACAGUGCCAACCCCCCCCGUUGACAGUGCCAACCCCCCCCAGUAUUAUGUGAAGGAGGCCAGUUGAGGAGCUGCUUAGUAUACUUGGUCUAUAAGGGAGUUUAAUUGAUUAACAGCCGUGUCCUGGUCAACUAAUCAUGAACUAAUGAAGUGUUUGUCUUAACGGUUUGUCCCCAGCUUUUCUCUUUUUGCCACAUUAAAGAUCGAUUAGCGCCAACGAUCAAUUGUUUUUGUUCCUGGGGGCGGGGUCUAAGGCAACCAAUCCCCACGGGGCAUUCUGCUACCUUAGUGGAGGCCCAGGGAUCAAAGAUGACCUUUGACCUAAUGGGUAAAUAAAGUUUGGAAAUGUUUUUACCUGGAAGCAUUGAUGUCACAGCUCAUUGUAAUAAAUCAUGACAAUGUGAGACAGGAUUUUAUAAAAUAAAAGCACGGUCACUGAAAUGUA